UGCUCGUUCUCUCAAUAUAGUUGUCCAAAAAUAGCACCCGCACGGUAUUACGUCAGAGGGUGUUAAAUAUUUUAAGCACCGAAUACGAAUGCGCAUACAGCUGAGAAGAUGCUUAAUGAUCUAAUCACAUUUAACCAUACUGUCGAUCGUUCACUGUUAAUAAUCGUUAUCCAUUCUUGUCAUUCUUUUUUCACCGCACAUUUCAGUAAAAUUUUCUCCAAGCGGAGCGAGAGAUUCACGAUCAGUGAUAUUGUUUCGCGGGAUGAGAGGAAGCUGAUGCCUUUAUCACUUUAUUAUUUGAUGGUAGGGGUAGCUUCACGUAUUGUUUCUCGACCGUUAUCAAUUGGCCAGUUAAUGAACUAUGUCUUUCUUUCUCUAACUUUAUAUACCAAUCAAUGCUAGAAGCGAACAACAUAUUUUUCGGUGUGAGUGAAGACAAAUUGAUAUUAAAUUGAUAAGAGGCGUAAAGGUCGGCAAUAUACCGCAUAAAACGUACCAGUAGCAUUUGGUUUGUGUCUUUACAACUGUCAGUGCAUCAACCGCUUUAGAAUGUCGACCGGUGGUGAUAGUACAACUACGGCCGUAAAAAGAUUGCCACCCUUCGUGAAUGUGUCUUUCCUGCAGCGUAUUCUAGAGGAGAAUCUAAGUGAUAAGCAUGUUCGCAUCGAUCAUUUCGAUGCACAACUUGCGACCCAACCGGGUGACAAUUACAGCAGUGAUGUUUUCACCAUCGUGAUCCAUUAUAAUGGAUCCAAUGAGAUCCGGCUCGUAGCGAAAGUCAUCGUCGAUGAAGAAAUGUUGAAGAAUUUUGGCGAAAGUCUCAACACCUUCGUCAAGGAGGUGAAUACCUUUCGACAGCUGCUGCCUGCCUUUAGUCGCAUCGUUUCGGGUAAAAAUGCAGCGAAUACUACGGUACUGUUCGGUGCUCGGUGUUUCUACGCUACCCGUGAACCACUGGACACGAUCGUGUUCGAAGAUCUGAAGGCUCAAGGUUACCGUAUGCCGGAUCGAACCCGUGGCGGACUGGAUCUACCGCACUGCGAGCUCAUCAUGCGUAAAAUUGGGCUUUUCCAUGCGGCCUCGAUGGUGUAUGUGGCGACCGGAUCUUACGAUAAGCAAUUUUUUGCCGAACGCUACUCCUUCGGAAUGGCCCGUCCGGGUGAUGAUGAACGGAACAAUCCGGCUCUGGCGAUGUUUAGUAAAGGGCUGGAUAAGUUUCUGGAGGUAUCGAAAGAGUGGCCAGAGUUAAAGCGAACCAUUUGGUUGAAGCUGAAGGCACUGAAACCCGACUAUAAGCGACGCCUUCUCAAAUCGCUUUCACCGGAAGGACCCAACGAGAAGGUGAACUAUCGUGUGCUCAAUCAUGGUGACCUGUGGACCAAUAAUAUGAUGUUCCGGUACGAUGAUCCUGCGGACGAUACGACCGUACGGGAGGUGAUGUUUGUCGAUUUUCAACUGUCCAGCUACGGUAGUCCCGGUCUCGAUCUGGUGUACUGUCUUCACAACUGUCCUCAGUUUGAGGUACGCGAGAAUCGUACGGAAUAUCUGCUACAGAUAUAUCAUCGAUCAUUGUGCGAAGGUUUAUCUACUGGUGGGUACGAACAGCGCAUUCCAACGUUUGCCGACGUCCAGCAGGAAUAUGAACGACACGAAUUCAUUGGGAUUGUGAGCGGUCUUUCGAUGUUACCGAUCAUCCUAAUGGAACGUACGGAAGGAGUAAAGCUUACGUUCGAAAACCUUGUCAAUGCGGAGGAUGCGGAAAAAAUCCGCGACAUACAGUACCAAGGCAAACAGUAUCGUAAAUCGGUGAUAUCCAUCCUGGAGCGUUGUAAUGCGAAGGGUCUACUGGAUUAAUGCACAUUCGCAGAAACGUGAUUCAAUAAGCCCCAAUUUGGCAUAUUGUAAUGAGUAUCUUUUACGAACAAUGACAAUUGUCCACAAUUGUGGAAUUUGUAAAUUCGUCAUACCAUUACCUAACAUAAGCCAAACAAAAGCACGUUCGUUCGAUGUAGAUUGUGGAUCUGUUAAUAUAACUACGAUCAGCUACAUGUCAAUACAAAGCUUUUUUAUCGCACGCACA
Anopheles funestus (African malaria mosquito) is the source of this 2080-nucleotide messenger RNA. RefSeq lists its product as uncharacterized. The transcript is spliced from 2 exons. Bases 550 to 1854 code for a protein of 434 amino acids. NCBI's taxonomy places the organism in Eukaryota, Metazoa, Arthropoda, Insecta, Diptera, Culicidae. The record is from RefSeq and is a predicted model, not a curated record.